AUGCAUUGCCGCGUUUUGGUCUCCUUGGCCUUUGCCUUGGGCGCGGUUGCAAGUCCAUGCGUGCCGCCUAACUCGGUCACCACUGAGACGUCUACUUCACUAGAAACGUCUGAGACUUCUACACUAUCUACGACUUCGUCUGUCCCUACCACAUCUUCUACCUCCUCAGACUCAACAGCUUCGUCAACAACUUUUGACUCGGCGACGGAAUCGACAACUACCUUGGCUACUUCAACUAUCAUUUCCAUCACAUCUUCCGCCACGUCGGAUGUGACGACCUCAUCCACCAUUGCUCCCACUUCUACCUCUUCUCCGGUCCUUGAGACCUUCAACGCAAUCGGCCAGGGCGGCGGUACAACCGGCACACCAGCCAGGCUUCCACCUCCACAGUACGGCAGCAUAACCUUAGGCGGUUACAACCCUUCCAACGUGCCAGCGGGUAUCUUUUCUAUCGAGGCGGUCACUGGCGCCCUUAUCGUCGACGGCUCCAAGAUAUGUGGGUUUUACAGCGGCUCCCAGUCAGCUUCGUUGUAUGUUUGCAACGCAACGCCCCGGACCAAUGAGGCGCCCGUCACCUGCAACCAGGGACAGAUGGAUGGAGGCGUCCUGAAAUGCAGUGCACCAGCGAUGGCUUGCAUUGAGGACUUUGACGAUGAAAAUGACCCAGUCUGUUACCCUACUGGUGGCGUUUGGACUCAAUUCGCGGGUUUUCAAUUCCUCGGCAAUUAUUUCUUUCUUAGUCUAGCCUCUGAGACUACUGCUUCUACAGGAGGCAAUAUCCCUAUUGACCUUCUCAUCCAAGCUGUCUAG
This is a messenger RNA of Fusarium vanettenii 77-13-4, 810 nucleotides long. RefSeq lists its product as uncharacterized. Bases 1 to 810 code for a protein of 269 amino acids. The transcript has 2 exons. NCBI's taxonomy places the organism in Eukaryota, Fungi, Ascomycota, Sordariomycetes, Hypocreales, Nectriaceae. The record is from RefSeq and is a predicted model, not a curated record.